Messenger RNA from Diabrotica balteata, 1566 nucleotides. The record is from the annotation of a GenBank genome assembly. Lineage: Eukaryota; Metazoa; Arthropoda; Insecta; Coleoptera; Chrysomelidae.
AAUUGACAGCGAGCGAAGUGACAUUUACAUUUCGGAUGAAGGAUUUAAAGGAGAGUAGUUAAAAAUACCAAAUUUGGAACUUACCAAAAAUCAAAAUCUUUAGUACAACUGAUAUAUUCUUACUUGCGAUAGUAUUCUGAAAUGUUAUACAUCUUUAUUAAAAUAAAGUGUUCGGUAAAUUGUUGACAAUAACCAUGAGCCGUCAUGAAGGUGUUAGCUGCGAUUCCUGCCUAAAAGGAAACUUUAGAGGACGCAGAUAUAAGUGUCUAGUUUGUUAUGAUUAUGAUCUUUGUGCAACAUGUUAUGAAGGAGGAGCCACCAAUACAAGACACACUACUGAUCAUCCUAUGCAGUGUAUCUUAACAAGAUCUGAUUAUGAGCUGUACUAUGGUGGUGAGGCUCUUACCAGUUUGGAAUUACCCCAAUCUUACACAUGUCCAUACUGCUCUCGUAUGGGAUUUACUGAUGUAACGUUGCAAGAGCAUGUUACUGCUGAUCACCAAGAUAUUAAUUUUGAAGUGGUCUGUCCACUUUGCGCUGCAAUGCCAGGCGGUGACCCAAACUUAAUGACUGAUGAUUUCUCUGGCCAUUUAACUUUGGAACAUCGUACUGGUGCCAGAGAUUUAAUUUCUUUUUUGGAUGAGCCAGUAGGAACUAGGCAUAAUGUUAGACGCAUUCCACAUAAUACAUCUCAUGGCACCACCCAUCUGGGUAGGGGUGCAACCGCUGCUUUAAGACCAAGAAGAAGCAAUAUGCAUUUUGGCUCUGGAGGAUUGUCAUCUUCAUCCCCUUCUUCAAGAGAUUCGGUGGAUCCAAUAGCAGAACUUUUAUCUCAGUUAUCCGGGGUUAGGAGAUCAGCGAGUAAUACUAACAGUAGUACGCCAACUCAACUACAACAGCUACAAAUGCAGUUACAAUUAGAAAGACAACAAGUUAAUGCUGCGAGACAGCAACUAGAACGCUACCCUAGACGACAAACGCAAAGUCAAACAUUGAGAGAACCAAACACAUCAAAUUGUUCUUCCUCUACAAUGAUGCUCAAUGCGUCCCCGGUUGUUGUUCAGACAUCAUCUAAUACACCACUAGCGCCAUCGCAACAAUCACAAUUUUUGCUAACGGGUUUAUUAGAAGAGCUUUCACUGCAGUGUGCCUCUGAUCAAAUUAGAAGAGAGCGGAGCAGAUUUGUCCAAGAAUUAGUAAUAGCAUCCGCAGAAAGGAAAAUAGGAGAUCAAAAAACAACGUGCACACCUAACAUCAAGUCCAUAUACAAACAAAAGGAAAAUCGGGGUCAAGAUCUACCAAAAGAAGCCGCCACCUGCAGUAAACCUCGACCAAUCAAUGUAGUUCUUCGCGGAAGGGCCAGAAGUGAUGCACAAAAUGCGAAAAGAAGAGCCGAAGCUAACCGAAAUAGUCAAAACUUAAAUAUUAAAGAGAGUAUUGAUACUAAUAAUGGCGCUAGAGCUUUUUGAAUUAUAUAAACUGCGAUUUAAAUUUCAUUUAGCGUUGUACGAGAUAAUUUAUAUACACUGUAACAAAGGCAAAUAAACGAUUUCAUUACCAUUAAAA